GCUUGGGCGUCGAGAUGUCCUCUAAAAACGAUCUGUAUAGAAUCAAAGUUUGGAUUACCAAUGACCAUUUAUUCAUGUGUGCUGUUAUUCAGUGAAGAGUCUCAUAUAGGUUGACUAGACGAGGAAGGAGUGCCGGCAUGAGUGUGAUUUUAUGUACAGCUGGUUACGACCAUACAAUCCGUUUCUGGGAAGCUCUUUCCGGCAUCUGCUCUCGAACAAUUCAACACUCUGAUUCACAAGUCAAUCGAUUAUGCAUAUCGCCCGAUAAACGGUUCCUGGCUGCUGCUGGUCAUCACAGCGUCAAGCUCUACGAUAUCAAAUCUACGAAUCCAAACCCUCUUCUUUCCUUCGAAGGUCAUACUGGCAAUGUUACCGGCGUCGCAUUUCAUUGCGAGGGCAAAUGGAUGGUGACAAGCUCUGAGGAUGGCACAGUGAAGAUUUGGGAAACAAGGAGUGGUUCAGUCCAGAGAAGUUAUUCUCAUGGCACACCGGUGAACGACGUGGUCAUCCAUCCCAACCAGGGUGAGAUCAUAAGCUGUGAUCGCGGAGGAAGUGUGCGAAUAUGGGAUCUAGCAGAGAACAACUGCUCUCACCAACUAAUACCAGAGGAGGACGUACCAGUCGCAAGUGUCACUGUAGCCAGCGAUGGUUCAACGCUUUGCGCAGGUACCAAUUCUGGAAACGUCUACGUCUGGCACCUCCUCCAAUACCGCGAAAAGACUACCCUCGUACCUAUAACACACUUCACUGCCCACAAGAACUACAUAACCCGAGUCCUGCUAUCUCCAGACGUCAAACACCUCGCAACCUGCUCCGCAGACCACACAGCCAAGAUCUGGGAAGUUAAGGACCUAGAAACCAUGCUCCCAAUUCCGGGCCAAGCACCAGCCGCACAAAAAGACCCCAAGCCGUUCAAGCUCGAGAGCACAUUGACGGGCCAUCAGCGCUGGGUUUGGGACUGUGCUUUUAGUGCUGAUUCGGCAUACUUGGUUACGGCUUGCUCUGAUCAUUAUGCACGACUGUGGGAGCUGCAUAGUGAGCAGAUCAUUCGACAGUAUAAUGGGCAUCAUCGGGGCUUGGUUUGCGUUGCACUGAAUGAUUAUUCGGAGGCACGUUAAGAUGGACAAAGUGGGUAUCAUACGGCGUUCAGCGGGGCAUUUGGGGGCUGGGAUGGUUACGAAACGCGUCUUAGCUAGGAGGCAUCAUGUCAUACCCAAGUGGUGAAUGAAUUGAAUCUAUUGCA
This is a messenger RNA of Mollisia scopiformis, 1243 nucleotides long. Its product is annotated as WD repeat-containing protein pop3. The record is from RefSeq and is a predicted model, not a curated record. Gene Ontology annotation, biological process: TOR signaling; regulation of actin cytoskeleton organization. Gene Ontology annotation, cellular component: TORC2 complex; TORC1 complex. Gene Ontology annotation, molecular function: protein binding. The coding region runs from base 138 to 1118 and encodes 326 amino acids. NCBI's taxonomy places the organism in Eukaryota, Fungi, Ascomycota, Leotiomycetes, Helotiales, Mollisiaceae. The transcript is spliced from 4 exons.